Messenger RNA from Tetranychus urticae (two-spotted spider mite), 2115 nucleotides. Its product is annotated as ABC transporter G family member 20-like. The record is from RefSeq and is a predicted model, not a curated record. Lineage: Eukaryota; Metazoa; Arthropoda; Arachnida; Trombidiformes; Tetranychidae. Gene Ontology annotation, cellular component: membrane. Gene Ontology annotation, molecular function: ATP binding; ATP hydrolysis activity; ABC-type transporter activity.
AUGUCUCAAGUUGAUUGUACAGUCAGUGUUAACUGUAAAUCAGACACAACAAAAGCCGCUGUUGUUGCUGACAAAUUAGUGCUAAGCUAUGCCAAAGGAGAGAAGCUUUUUCUUGCUCUUAACAAUCUUUCCAUGAACAUACCGCAAGGUUGUGUUUACUGUUUGAUUGGACCAUCUGGUUGUGGUAAGACAACCUUCCUUCGAUGUCUCACCGGAUUUUUUAGACCAGUGAAAGGUUCAAUUAAACUGUUUGGUCUUAAUCCAGGAGAUCCAUCUUUAGGUAUUCCUGGACCUAAUUUAGGUUACAUGCCUCAAGACAUAUCAUUGGAUAGUGACUUUACCAUUGCUGAAUCAGCCAUUUAUUUUGCUCGUCUGUAUCGUGUUCCUUUGGCCGGUGUUCAACAACGUUUAACCUCACUUCUUAAAACUCUUGGUCUUCCACCUUCGACUCGUUUGAUUGGUAAAUUAUCGGGUGGACAGAAACGCAGGGUAUCUUUUAUUUGUUCAAUCAUCCAUGAACCCAAAUUGAUAAUUUUGGAUGAGCCAACUGUUGGUUGUGAUCCUUUAGUUCGAGAAAACAUGUGGAAUAUUAUCUUCAAAAUGACAUCAACUAAACUAACCACCGUAAUAAUUACAACUCAUUACAUUGAAGAAGCUAGACGAACAAAUUUAAUUGGAUUUAUGAGAAAAGGGUCAAUCUUAGCUCAAGAAUCACCUGAUGCUAUUUUAGCUCGUUAUGGAGUACCAACUUUAGAGGAAACCUUUGCCAUCAUGUGUCGACAAGAAAGACCUUUAUCUGGUCAAAAUGUUUGUGAACAAAAUUCCUCUUGUUCUUCAUCAUCUUUCAACACUCAACACGAAUCAAGUGGUCAGCAACAAUCUGAGGAUUCCUCUUCAUCUCAAUCAUCCAACACGUUUAAUUGUCUAAGCAAAACAAACCUAAUCAUACAAUGGAGUUUGUUUACCGCUGUUUUCAGUCGAGUGUUUCUUCGUUUCACCAAAAUGCGUUGGUAUAUUUUAGGUGCUUCCUUUGUUAUUGCCUAUCUGGUUUACCUUUAUGCAACAAUCUAUGGUACUACACCUAAACAUAUGGCUGUAGGUUUAUUUAAUGAAGAGGAUCCACCUCGAGCAAGCCAAAUUGUCUUGGACAAUAUUAAUUCAGAGGUCAUCCAAAUAAUUCCUUUCAAUGAUUUAGAGUCAGCAUAUGCUGCUGUGGAAGAUAAAUCAAUUCAUGGAUUUCUACAUUUCCCACGCUUCUAUUCCUCAUAUGCACCUUUAAAGUACCAUUUCCGAGAGCCAAUUGACCAAGAGUACCGAGAUUUCAUUGAAAAUGCUCAAGUUCGUUAUGUUGGUGAUGCUUUUGAGAAGAUUGUUUUCCAAAUAAUUGAACAAUCCUUAACUCGAGGUCUCAGAACAGCGGGACCACAAAUGUUGGCCAACCUUUCUCUUAACCCAAUGAUGGCAACUUGGCCCAUUACCCAAGGAGAUCCAAUCUAUGAUUUAUCUGAUCCAUCUGAUCUAACUGGAUCCAAGACUUUCUUCAUGCCUGUUGCCAUAUUUUACAUUGCUCAUGUAACUGGUUUCCUCUUAUCAAUCUAUUCACUUCUCCGUGAUCGUAAAGACGCUAUUCUCGAACGUACUUAUGCCGCUGGAGCUGGUCCAACUCAUAUCUUACUAAGCCACAUGAUAACAAACACCUUGAUUCCUAUCCUAACUUCUGGCCCUGUCUGGUAUAUCGCUCUUGAAUAUUUGAAAGCUCCGUGCCAAGGAUCAUUUCCAUUACUUUUACUCUUUUACUUUCUCAAUAUUCUGGCCGCUCUUCCAGUUUCAUUUUUAUUUGCUGUUCUUAAAUUUGAUCAAAUGUUUAUAUUUAUGCUUGCUGUUGCUUAUUGUAUGGUUGGCUUAGCUACUUGCGGAAUCCUUUGGCCUGAAGAAGGUUUGCCUUAUUUCAUGAGAUCAUUCAGAUACUUUUUCCCUUACCCAGAAAUAAUUAGAGGAUCAAUCAGGAUAAUGGUUAAAGGCUGUGGAUUGGAAGAUGCAAUUGUCUUCAAUUCACUUAUUCAUUCCUUGAUCUUUUAUGCUGUUACGGCUGUUUUUGUGAGAAUCGUCUUUUAA